CCGUGAUUUUGUGAGUUGACUUCAACGACAAACGGUCAUGACCGAUGAUAGCGACGCAAAAGGGAUGAUUGCCCAGGAAGAGCGCGAGUUGAGGAGGGUGUUUGAGCAUCUGGCGGGGUUCCGCCAUAAGAAGAAGCUCAGCCACCUCGUCACUACCCUCAAGGAGCGCAAGGGCCAGCUCGAAUUUAGCAACUCCAACUUUAGCAGCAACAGCGCGCCCAUCUUUGACGCGGCGGGCAAGAAGAUGAACCAGGCCGAGAUCGUGCUGGAGCUCCAGGAAGUCGAGGCAAACAUUGAAGCUAGCCAAGCCGAGCUCCAGUCACUCAGUUCAAACCAAACGUUGGGGACGACAGCAUCUGUCGCAAAGGUCAUCAAGAGCGAGGACUUGUUCGAUGCAAUCAAGGCGCUCGGGAAAGUUUGCACGAAGAAGGAGAUCAGCGACAUGAUCUGGGAAGCGGACGAGAACCUUGACAACGCGGUCGACUGGGACGAGCUCCGUGGGAUGUUCAACAGGAACCUCCUCGACAAGACCGAGCUCGAGCCAGUAAAUCUCUUCAACGUCGUGCAGUUUAUGACGUACGACAAGAAGAUGUGUGGCACCAUCACGGCCGACGACACGAUGGCGAUUCUGUUUGCUCGGUAUGGGCAGUCCCAGCUCGAGACCAAGAUGAAGACGCUGUUUGGCGACAGCGACGAACUCAGCUUUGUGAAUUAUCUUGACCGCGUAAGCAAGCAGCGCAAGCCGAGCAGUUCAAAGCACUGACUUGGAUGCGACUUGCCUGUCAACAACCACCUCACGACGCUACCACCGCCGACGCUACCGGAUUCAACGUGUCGAAGAGCCUGUGUGCGUAUGGGAUGUAGAAGGCGCAGGAAAACGAGAAGAGGGUCGACUGUGAUUAACGCGAUGUUUGCACGGA
Messenger RNA from Aphanomyces invadans, 920 nucleotides. RefSeq lists its product as hypothetical. The transcript has a single exon. Bases 38 to 763 code for a protein of 241 amino acids. Lineage: Eukaryota; Oomycota; Saprolegniomycetes; Saprolegniales; Verrucalvaceae. The record is from RefSeq and is a predicted model, not a curated record. Gene Ontology annotation, molecular function: calcium ion binding.